Messenger RNA from Cottoperca gobio, 2707 nucleotides. It is a transcript of the gene fam161b, whose product is annotated as FAM161 centrosomal protein B. Gene Ontology annotation, biological process: cilium organization. Gene Ontology annotation, cellular component: cilium. The transcript has 8 exons. NCBI's taxonomy places the organism in Eukaryota, Metazoa, Chordata, Actinopteri, Perciformes, Bovichtidae. The coding region runs from base 801 to 2483 and encodes 560 amino acids. The record is from RefSeq and is a predicted model, not a curated record.
UUUAUAAUGAUAUAAAAAUCGGACAAAAGCACAUUUUCAUGAUAUAAAAUUUUAACUGCAACUAACAGUUAUUUCAUUAUAGAUGCAAUAUUUUGAUGCAUUGGUUUAGAAAAUGUAAGAGAAUAGUAAAACAUGUCCAUCACAGUUUCAUAGAGCCAGCUGUGACAUAUUUGAAAUGCAUGUGUCGUUCUACCAAUGGUCCAAACCCAAAUAUAUAAAAUCAUAAAAACAUUUCUACUAAUAAACUUUAAUAUAUUUACAUUUGAGAAGCUGGAUCCAGAGACCUUUGUUUAAAAAUGACAUAAAUUAUCAAAAGUGUUGGCAGUACAUGUUUUGUUUACCAGCCAAUCAAUUAGUUGACUAAUCAUUACAUCUCUAUUUAAAAUGUUGUCCAACUGUGCAAUAUAAGAACGUGCACAGACAUUGAAUAAUCAGUCAAUGAAAACUUUGUGAAUAAUGUUUAUGAAAGUUUUCUGUCAUGGUAUUUGUGUGUGUUUGAAUGUCUCUGCACACGUCUUAAAAGGUUAUUGAAAGUAUUGGCAGAACAUUUAUGUUAUUGUUCUUCUCCCUUCUUAUUUCCGAUCACAGAAUGUUUCUUAUUUUGUCACAGAUCACAUCUUAAUAUUUUGUUUAAAAUGGAAUUGAAUGAAAUAACAAGAUUGUUGUCAGUUAACAUUCCUUAAUACACAAAUAUAGGAAUUGAUUAAGCAUUUCAGCACUAACUCAAAACAGAAUAACUUUUUGUUCACAGGAAUAAAAAACCUUUCACAGCUUUCUUUCGUGUCACAGGUCAGAGAAAUAUGCCUAAGCUGGAGACUUUGCUGGAAGAUGGCCUCAGAUCAGAGUUAAUGCUCAAGCAGCAGCUGAAGGUGCUGAGUGAGGCCCUCAGGCAGCAGCUGCAGGAGACCGAGAAGAGACAGAAAGAGGAGCUUGAGAGGAGGAUUCAUCAGAACUCUUUACUGUCAACAGAUGUCGACCGAGAGUCCGGUGAUAUAAUUGAACUGAAGCAUCAGGCCAAAUAUGUGGGAAUGAGGAGAUCCACCUCUACAUCUGCCCUGGCCUCAGACAAAGAGACUUUGAAGCAUCCCAGACAAUCAUUUUCUCCACCCAGGGUGUCUUCAAACUGGAAGAACUGUUCAGUCAGGGUUUCCACGCUGACUCCUGCUGGGACUCGACAGUGUGGGCGGUCUAUUUUAUCUAGAACAACACAGGUAAUCAAAGAGGAAGAGGCUGAGGCUGAGUGUCAGAGGAAGUUCUGCGCUCUCCCAGUGCCCAACCAUGUCAUUCAGCCCCUCUAUCAGGAGAUGAUGGAGCUGAGAGAGAAGGAGAGGAGGCAGGGCCAUGAGCAGAGGAGGGACUUUUUGCUCUCCAUUCAAAGACCUUUCAGCUUCCAGGAGAAAGAACAGGAGAAAAGGGAGAAGCUGAUAGAAAUGUUAAAACAAGUCUCACAUGAUCAGAAAAACAAGGCUGCUACUGUUAGGAAACCUCCUCACAAAGAUGUAAAAGACUUGUCAGAUUCUGAGCUGAAAGACCAGGAGCUUUGCAGACAAGUCCCCACUCAGACAACAGGGCGACAUGAGAGUCUUACUGUGUCAAGCAGCCUGAAACUUCGCACAGCUGAGCGCACCAGGAGAGAAAAGUUGGGCUUCCUGGAUGAGAGACCCAGCUUCCAGCCUAAAAUCAUCCAGCGGGUCCCUGAUUUCAGCAGGCUGCACAAAGCCUUGCAGACAGAGGCGCUGAGGAAAACACAGAGUAAAGAUGUGAUACAAUGUCAGCCCUUCCAUCUGAGGACAUCAGCUCUCCCUGCGAGGCAAAGUAGGGUGAGCCCUGAAAAAUCACAGGUACCAAAGAUAAGUAAGCUCAGCAGAAGCAAGUCACUUGGGGCCUUAACAUCACUGUCCGCAGACACACUCCCCACAUACAUCACAGAUGCUGCGAGGAAGCGCUGCAUGGCCAUCAGAAAGUCAAUGGAGAUAAGGGAUAGCAAGAAUCAAGAGAGUGCCGACUGGUUGAGGAAAUACCAAAUGAGGUCGCAGGCCAUGAAGAAGACAAUCACACUCCAUGCCAAACUGCUGGACCCACACGGCAGCUUGAAAGAAGUGUAUAAUGACAAAUUACAGCACCAUCGGGAGGCCGACCAGCAGAGGAUGAGAGAGUACAUGAGGGAGUUACGGGAUAUGAAGGCACGAGUCAGCGAACGGCCCUAUCUGUUCGAACAGGUGAAGCAGAAAAAUGCAAAGGCUCACGCAGAGCAGACCUACAGGAACAAGCUGAAGAAAGCCGGCUUAAAGGAGCAAUUUGUUGAAGAAAAUGGAGAAGCAGUUGAAGGAGCGUCAACUUCAUCCAGAUCUGUGCAGGAUACAGAUGAGAAAUGCAGCACUGACAGUGACAUUCCCAGCAGGGAAGAAAAUGUAGACGACGGGAGGAAAAUUGAAGAUGUGGAAGAGAAGAGCGUGAAGUCCAAAGGGGAAGAAAUGCCAUGAUCAAAAAGGUUCAGGCGGCUUAUAUGUUUUAUGGCCUGUCCGCUAGAAAACAACACUGACCUCAAAAAUGAUUCAUGUCCUGGCUAACUAUCCGUACCGAGCAUUUGGUAGUUUAGGAUGUGCAUGACAAAAGAUCUAGACUUUCCAAUCACAAAUGUUAGGGAUUCCUACUGGAGGAAAAUACAAGUUUAUACUACUGUAUAUGUUUUUAAGUAAUUCAUCUU